GUCAGGGCCGAGCCUAGCCGUCUGACAUCUGACACGAAGUCAGGUCGAAAGUCGAAAUCUCGUAUCUGAUUACUGCAGCAUUGUCCACAUCGUCAACCAGCCCUUCUGCCUCGCCACCAUGCCCACACCGGACUGGAAGGCGUCCCGGCCUGGCAUCGCGUCCGGCGAGAUCGAGUGGAUCGGCUUGGCUAACCCCAUACCGAUCCAUCUCCGCAUCUACGGUCUCUUCUGGCUUUCUCUGUACCCGCUUCUUUGGUAUGCGUACCACUUCCGUUACGAGGACUGGAUCAAGUCCGAGGAGUGGACAUUCAUCUACUGCGUCCUUGUCUUCGGUGGCCAUGCCUUGAGUUUCCUCUCGACACGGUGGAGCAAUGCCAUCCGCGCAAAGCUCUGCUACACUACGGCGUUCUCCCUCGAGGAGGCGUCGACCGUUCGUGUUGUGCCCAAGAAGGGGCGCGGCCACGGCGAGUUCGUCCCCCUUGACUCCAAGGUCGCCCCCGGCGCCGCCAAGCCCACCUACUCGUUCAUCUACCAGCGCGACACGUACGUCUACCAGGACGACGAGGAGCGCUUCACCCUCAUUCCCUACCCAUGCGACGAGAUGCCGCCCCUCGGUGACUUCCAGCAGUCGCGCGGCAUCGUUAGCCACGGCCUGGCGACGAAGACCGGAAAGGGUGCCGCCGCGCCCCAAUCGCUCCCUUCGCUCGACGUCCUCAAGGCCAUGUACGGCCCGAACGAGUGCCACAUCCCAAUUCCCAAGUUCAUGGAGCUCUUCGCUGAGCACGCCGUCGCGCCGUUCUUCGUCUUCCAGAUGUUCUGCGUCGCGCUCUGGAUGCUCGACGAGUACUGGUACUACUCGCUCUUCACGGCGUUCAUGCUCAUCGUGUUUGAGUGCACCGUUGUGUUCCAACGCGUCCGCACCCUCACCGAGUUCCGCACCAUGUCCAUCACUCCUUACCCCGUCCAAGCAUUCCGCGACGGCAAGUGGGUCGAGGUUGUGAGCAACGAGCUGGUUCCCGAUGACCUCGUCUCCAUCCUUAGAACCAAGCCCGACUCUGGGAUCCCCUGUGACCUCCUCCUUCUCCGCGGGACCUGCAUCGUCAACGAGGCCAUGCUCUCGGGCGAGUCUACUCCGCUCCUUAAAGAGGCGAUUGACCUCCGCGACCCCACCGACCGCCUUGACAUCAACGGCGCCGACCGCAACUCAGUACUCUUCUCCGGCACCAAGGCCUUGCAGGUUUCGCCGGGCGAGGACAUUACUGGCUCGGGCAUCAAGACGCCUGACGGCGGUUGCCUUGCGGUCGUCCUCCGCACAGGUUUCGGCACAACUCAAGGUCAGCUCGUACGCACAAUGAUCUUCUCGACAGAGCGUGUGUCUGCCAACAACUUUGAGUCGUUCCUCUUCAUUCUUUUCCUUCUGAUCUUCGCCAUCGCCGCGUCGGCGUACGUUUGGAUCAAGGGCCUCGAGCGCGGCCUUGCCAAGGGCAAGCUCCUCCUCGACUGCAUUCUCAUCAUCACUUCGGUGGUCCCGCCUGAGCUUCCGAUGGAGCUCUCGCUCGCUGUCAACGCCUCCCUCAUCGCUCUUCAAAAGUACGCCAUCUUCUGCACCGAACCGUUCCGCAUCCCCUUCGCGGGCCGCGUCGACGUGUGCUGCUUUGACAAGACUGGCACUAUCACCGGCGAGGACCUUGUUGUCGAGGGAGUAUGUGGCGUUGACACUGCGGACCCUAAGCGCCUAGUUCCCGUUACCGAGACCAGCAAGGAGACGACGCUGUCGCUCGCUGCUGCCCACGCGUUGGUCCUCCUGGACGACGGCACGAUUGUCGGUGACCCGAUGGAGAAGACUACCCUGCAGGCUCUCGACUGGAAGGUCUCCAAGGGUGACAACGUCUCCCCCAACUCCAAGGAGGCUCCCCACCGCCACGCCAUUAACAUUCGCCGCCGCUUCCAGUUCUCGUCUGCCCUUAAGCGCAUGUCCACCAUCUCGGCCGUCACCGACGCUUCGGGCCGCAAGUGGAUCGCUGCAGUCAAGGGCGCGCCCGAGACUCUUAAGACCAUGUACACCAAGGUCCCGGCGUUCUACGAGGAGACCUACCGCUACUACACUCGUCGGGGCUCGCGCGUUCUCGCUCUCGGCUACAAGGAGAUGAAGAUUUCUCCGGACCAGAUCAACCAUAUCGCCCGCGACACUGUCGAGCGCGACCUCGAGUUUGCCGGCUUCCUCGUCUUCCACUGCCCGCUCAAGCCCGACGCCGUCGAGACGCUCAAGAUGCUCGCCGACUCGUCGCACCGUUGCAUCAUGAUCACCGGUGACAACCCGCUUACGGCUGCCCACGUUGCGCGCGAUGUCGAGAUUGUCGACCGCGACGUAAUGAUUCUGGACCUAAAGGAGGGUUCGUCGGACGAGAUUGUUUGGCGUAACGUCGACGAGACCAAGAUUGUACCUGUCGACCCCUCGCAGCCGCUCGACCAGGAGAUCCUCCGCGACUACGACAUCUGCGUGACUGGCGCCGCCGUCAAGGAGUUUGAGCACCGCCCGUCGUGGAAGGACCUUGUGUCGCACACGUGGGUGUAUGCGCGUGUUUCGCCGUCGCAGAAGGAGUACAUUGUCUCGACCCUCCGUGACCUCGGCUACACGACCCUCAUGGCUGGUGACGGCACCAACGAUGUCGGCGCGCUUAAGCAGGCCCACAUUGGCGUUGCCCUUCUUGACGGCACCGAGGACGACCUGAAGAAGAUCAGCGAGCACCAGCGUAACGAGCGCCUGAAGAAGGUGUACGAGCAGCAGUGCAAGAUCUCGGCACGCUUCAACCAGCCCCCGCCUCCAGUCCCUCCUGCCCUUCGCGAGGCGUACCCCGAGCUCGUUGCCACGCAGGAGCAGGUUGCCGCCGAUCACAGCGCAGCCAAGCGCCAGAACCCUAUGGAGAAGUUUGACCUCGCGACCAUAACUUCCAAGCUCGCCGACAUGGACGACGGGCAGGAGGUACCGCAGAUCAAGCUCGGUGACGCAUCCUGCGCUGCGCCCUUCACCUCCAAGCUGUCCAAUGUCGCCGCCAUCUCCAACAUCAUUCGCCAGGGUCGCUGCACCCUCGUCGCGACCAUUCAGAUGUACAAGAUUCUGGCGCUUAACUGCCUCAUCACUGCUUACUCGCUCUCGGUGCAGUACCUCGACGGUAUCAAGUUUGGCGACUACCAGGUGACGAUUACGGGCAUGCUCAUGAGUGUGUGCUUCCUGUGCAUCUCGCGCGCGAAGCCUGUCGACAAGCUGUCCCGCGAGCGUCCUCUCGGUAACAUCUUCAACUUUUACGUUCUCCUCUCCGUCCUCCUGCAGUUUGCGGUGCACUGCGCGGCGCUGCUGUACAUCACGGCGCUCUCGCGCUCGCUCGAGGACCUGGGCGAGAUUGACCUGGACAAGAAGUUUGAGCCCUCGCUCCUCAACACUGCCAUCUACCUGCUCGGCCUGUCCCAGCAGGUCUCAACGUUCGUCCUCAACUUCCAGGGCCGGCCCUUCCGCGAGGGCAUCAAAGAGAACCGCCCGCUGUACCUCGGACUUCUCGGCGCGUCCUGCGUCGCCUACUCUGGCGCGCUCGACAUUCUCCCCGAGUUCAACAGCUGGCUGCAGCUGGUGGACAUGAAGUGGAGCUUCCGCCUCGUGCUGACGGCCGUCAUGGUCGGCGACUUUGCGGGGUGCGCAAUCAUCGAGACGGUGUGCAAGGCGCUUUUCGCGGACCUCGAGCCGGCUGAGAUGGUGACGCGCGGCCGCGAGCGCCGUGAAGCCCGGCGCGCGCUCGAGGAGAAGCAGAAGCAGGACACACUGCCGGAUCUCAAGCAGGUCGUAGGCGAGAAGAAGACGCAGUAGAGUAGGCAUUUUUUAAUGCACCGCGAUAGAGCGGAUCAUAGACAUAUGCAUCGCUUGCAUUGACAGUG
Cutaneotrichosporon oleaginosum is the source of this 3927-nucleotide messenger RNA. RefSeq lists its product as uncharacterized. The record is from RefSeq and is a predicted model, not a curated record. NCBI's taxonomy places the organism in Eukaryota, Fungi, Basidiomycota, Tremellomycetes, Trichosporonales, Trichosporonaceae. Gene Ontology annotation, cellular component: endoplasmic reticulum membrane. Gene Ontology annotation, biological process: intracellular calcium ion homeostasis; transmembrane transport. Gene Ontology annotation, molecular function: ATP binding; P-type ion transporter activity; ATPase-coupled monoatomic cation transmembrane transporter activity.